CCGCACGUUGGCGCAUUCCUCGUGCUUUCCUUGGUGAUAGGCUUUAGCUCUACGAGCAGUGCGGUAUACCAACGCGCCCUGAACCUCACGGCUCAAGAACCUUCCCUCACAUUCAAUAUAUCCAACCUCCCCCGACCUCAAAGCACUGCCGUAUCGCUCACUUCCAUCCCUUCUGCAUGCGCAGAGGUUACUGGCAUCGGCAAGAAUUGUACUACUAGCAUGGAUGUAGUCAACGUCACCUUUGCUGACUGUGGCUCGCCGUAUACCAUUUGCCGUUGCAGCAAUGCCAACAUCACACUGGACGACGCAAUGAAUGCUCUCGCCCGUGUUCCUGUGGGUUUGCGAAGGCACGUUGGGACAGCGAUAGUUAUGCCAGACAGCGGAGCGCACGCGUAUACAAAUAUGAGUAGUGGGGAGAUACAUUUCUUUGGGGUGUGCGACCAACGAGUUUGGAUACACGAGUCUACGCAUGCAGCCUCGGGCGCACUGGGGAUCAAUGACGCUAGCGGGAGUGGAUCGUGGGAAGAAGCGGUAUCCAAGGAUACCUGUGUCCCUGAUAAUUACGCGAAGACUAAUCUCGCAGAGGAUCUCGCGCAAAUGAGCGUGCUCAAAGUGUACUCACUUCUCAGCAAUAACACGCUUCCUCCAGGAUUCACGACAGAUUGCAUGUCGAAUCAGUGGGCCUUUUUGGAUGGACUUCCUCUCUAUAAUCCGAAUACCUUGUUCGGAGGUUCGUGCUCGUUUGAGCCAGAUAACGCGGAAGCACUCCAUAACAUUGCACCUCCUAUAACGUCCACUGUCUCUGUCUCAAGUUCAUCAUUAACCAAAGUAGUAUUGGCCUCUUCUUUGGGGUCUACUGUGUCAACAGCAUCCAGUCCAGCCUCCACUACUCCGUCGAUGAACUCUUCAAUUCUUUCACGUUACCGUGAUGAAACAAGGAUCUAUGCUACGCUUGCAUUGCCCUUGUUCGUGUUCCUGCUCCAAACAGGUCUAAUCGAAAACUGUUUUCUUCUCCAUUCCGUUAUUUAGUGUGCCUUCUAUUGUUGCCAUC
Molecule: messenger RNA, 1051 nt
Organism: Desarmillaria tabescens
Lineage: Eukaryota; Fungi; Basidiomycota; Agaricomycetes; Agaricales; Physalacriaceae
Exons: 4
Source: RefSeq, a predicted model, not a curated record